This is a messenger RNA of Fundulus heteroclitus (mummichog), 590 nucleotides long. RefSeq names its product cystatin-C-like. The record is from RefSeq and is a predicted model, not a curated record. The transcript has 3 exons. Bases 189 to 572 code for a protein of 127 amino acids. Gene Ontology annotation, molecular function: cysteine-type endopeptidase inhibitor activity. Lineage: Eukaryota; Metazoa; Chordata; Actinopteri; Cyprinodontiformes; Fundulidae.
CGGGUUUGUCCUGCACAGAUUGUUAAUUAGGAGUGUGAUGCGUCACUCCUCCUGUUAAUCUGCGAGCGAUAACGUCGCCUUCUGUUAUAAAAAGGAGCCGGCAGCCAUGCAAGGAAUCAAAAAAUCACCCAAAGAAGAGUUUUCUUUACUUCCGAGUUUAGUAGCGUUAACUUAAAAAAAAAUCAAAGAUGUGGAAGAUCGUUUUUGCCAUUUUUGCGGCUCUUGUCGCCGUGGGGCAGUGCAUACCCGGAGGGUUCAAUGACGUCGAUAUCAACGACCCGAACUUCAACAAUGCGCUGAACUUCGCCGUUGCCUUGCACAACAACGGCAUCACGGACCCGUACCUCCACCAGGUGGUUUUCAUCAUCUCCGCCAAGGUUCAGGUGGUUGCAGGUUUUAACUACAUAAUUGUUGUGCAGUUGGGACGGACAAACUGCGAAAAGGGCAGACCAAAUAAUGGAUGUACUGUCUUCUCUGACCCAGCUCAAGCCCAGAUUUACCAGUGCACGUUCACCGUGUUCAGUCCUCUGAAUUCCAACGGUUUCCAGCUGCUUGGAAAGAAAUGCUAUUAAAUUUAAACCUUGACUUCA